AUGGCUAUCGAGUUGCAACCGUCUUUAGACGGGCUGAAAGCCAGUAUCAAGGCUGAUGAGGACGUUGCUCGUCAGCAGCAGUCAACUGAGGAGUCGCCUCUUCCUCCUAAUACCUACCCGGUAUUCUCGUUUAUCUUGGCAGAUGCUUUGACUCCACACCAGGCAUACCUCAAACUGGCCCGUCCAGGCGACAAGGCCCGACCUCCUACUGCGUCGUUUUUAUUUGAAAGUGCUAUUGGAGGCGAGAAACUCGACAGGUACUCGUUUAUUGGCGUGAAUCCCAGGAAAAUCCUGAAAACUGGUAAUGGAUUCGGUCCUGAUGUCGACCCUUUGACCGAACUCGAGAACGAGUUAAAGCCAUAUAGACAGGCCAAGAAGGACUCUGUAUUGCCCAAUCUCUCUGGAGGUGCCGUGGGUUAUAUCUCAUACGACUGUAUCAAGUAUUUCGAACCUCGUACCAAGAGAGAUCUGGCUGAUCCAUUAGGAGUUCCCGAGUCGGCUCUUAUGCUGUUCGAUACUAUUGUUGCGUUUGAUAAUGUUUUCCAGAGAAUCCAAGUCAUUCACAAUAUUCACAUUCCUGAUGACCAGAGAGACUCGUUUGAUAUCGCCAAAGCUUAUAACGACAGUUUUGCCAUUAUUUCCGAUGUCAUUACCAAGUUACAAUCGACGGACGAUUUCCAACCUCCACAGCCUAAAGUGACUCCUAACGAUAUCUACAAGUCCAAUAUUGGACAAGAGGGUUAUGAGGGUCAUGUCACUGCUCUGAAAGAACAUAUUUUGAAGGGUGAUAUUUUCCAGGCCGUGCCUUCACAACGAGUGGCCCAUCCUACUGACUUGCAUGCUUUCAAUAUUUAUAGACACCUGCGUACUGUCAACCCGUCUCCAUACCUGUUUUACGUGGAUUUCAUUGACUUCCAGAUUGUAGGUGCAUCGCCUGAACUGCUAGUUAAAUCCGAUAAGGGUCGCAUUAUCACCCAUCCAAUUGCUGGUACUGUCAAGAGAGGCAAGACUGCUGACGAGGACGACCAACUUGCUGCUACCUUGUUAUCAUCACAGAAAGAUCGUGCUGAACAUGUGAUGCUGGUCGACCUUGCCCGUAACGAUAUCAACCGGGUGUGUGAUCCUGUGUCGUCAUCUGUUGACCGUUUGAUGACAGUCGAGCGAUUCUCGCAUGUUAUUCAUUUGGUGUCACAAGUGUCGGGAGUUUUGCGUCCUGACAAGACGCGAUUCGACGCUUUCCGGUCGGUAUUCCCUGCCGGAACCGUGUCUGGAGCACCCAAAGUGCGAGCCAUGGAGCUCAUUGGCGAGCUCGAGAAAGAACGUCGCGGAGUCUACGCCGGAGCCGUGGGCCACUGGGGCUACGAGUCCGAGUCCAUGGACACCUGCAUCGCUCUCCGAACCAUGCUCGUCAAAGACGGCACCGCAUACCUUCAAGCAGGCGGCGGCAUCGUCUACAACUCGGACUCCUACGACGAGUACAUCGAGACCAUCAACAAAAUGCGUGCCAACAGACACUGUCUCGAAGAGGCCGAGAGAAUCUGGGCCGCUAAAACCGCUUCUUCAUAG
Messenger RNA from Sugiyamaella lignohabitans, 1566 nucleotides. It is a transcript of the gene TRP2, whose product is annotated as anthranilate synthase TRP2. The record is from RefSeq and is a predicted model, not a curated record. NCBI's taxonomy places the organism in Eukaryota, Fungi, Ascomycota, Dipodascomycetes, Dipodascales, Trichomonascaceae. Gene Ontology annotation, molecular function: anthranilate synthase activity. The coding region runs from base 1 to 1566 and encodes 521 amino acids. The transcript has a single exon. Gene Ontology annotation, biological process: L-tryptophan biosynthetic process.